Molecule: messenger RNA, 667 nt
Organism: Acanthoscelides obtectus
Lineage: Eukaryota; Metazoa; Arthropoda; Insecta; Coleoptera; Chrysomelidae
Source: the annotation of a GenBank genome assembly
AUUCUAUCAUAAUUCUAUUUCGUAAACAGAUUUUUAUUACUUUCUUGAUCAAUCUUUCAACUAUUGGCAUCAUUAUUCGUUGUGGACUUCAAAAUGGACAUAAGUUUUGUGCAAGCUGAUAACAGCAAUCUACCUAAGGUUGACGCAUUAAUGGUAGCAUUUUUCUUCAAAAAUAAUGCGGACUACUAUGCUGCGGAACUCAAACAUGUGAAAACAACAAUGUCUGGAAGGGAGUCCUACGGAGACGAUGCAAUUGGCUAUGUGCAGCUGCACCGGGAGCAUGGACUUAAGUGCAAAAUGUGCCCAGAGCACAAAGUGAGACCAAAAGCUUAUAAUGUGACAAUGGUUAUCAACGAAAAUGAAAGCGAGAUAAUAAGUUGUCAGUGCCAUGACUGUGCUGCUUCAGCAGGAGGCUGCAAGCAUGCAGUCGCUUUUUUGAUGUGGGUACAUCGGCGCAGUGAGGAACCUCCAUCUACUUCGGUGGAAUGUUAUUGGAAAAAGCCAACAUUGUCAAGAGUAGGGACUACUCUGAAGUACAUCACGGUGCAGUAGAUGUCGAAAAAGGAAGUACCGCACAGACCAAGUACAUCAGCACUUUACACAGACUUUAUUUUGGAAGCCAAAAAAAGAAAACUUCAACACUGUGAAUUGAUAAAAUAUCAGGACG